Molecule: messenger RNA, 1312 nt
Organism: Fusarium odoratissimum NRRL 54006
Lineage: Eukaryota; Fungi; Ascomycota; Sordariomycetes; Hypocreales; Nectriaceae
Exons: 1
Coding region: 68-1102 (344 amino acids)
Cellular component (GO): nucleus
Source: RefSeq, a predicted model, not a curated record
CCGUUGACCAAAUUUGGUUCACAUUUUCUUGUCACUCUUGGGAUCGCACUGGCCGAUCCAACUUAUCAUGAUGAGCUGCACAUGUCGAGCCACGCCCCUGAAAAUAUUCGUACAAGGCCUAUCUCAAGUUCACAAAGUCGACGCAUCACCUUCUCUUCUCCGUCUGCCGAUUCGCACUCGACCAGCGUUGUACCAGAAUAAUUUUGCCUUGGCGCGACAGGCCCGAUCUUUGCAUUUUUCAAAAGCUCUGCAAGAUGCUUCCGGAGAAGCCGCAAGAGAUGAUGACCCUUUCUCUCACAUUCGGUCGGAAGAUGAAAACCGGGCUGUGAAAAACGACGACACUUUCGCCACAGAUGAAAGUCCAGAGUCAAUACCAUGGAAAGCACAACCAGGCACCAAUAACGAGGCUCAAAAGCCUCGGAGGAGGAGGAGAGAAGAGCCAGAAGAUUUUACGACCUUAAAUUACCGCCGAAACCAGAGCGUGAGACAGCAACUAGAAGACGAUAACGAGGCGAACGAGUACAACGGCAAUCCCAAUCGACGAAUGAAGGGUCCUUCUUCGUUACAACCACAACCAAAAGAGAGUUACUGGAAAAUCCAAAAAGCGGCUCUGAAGGAGAAAUUUCCAGAAGGCUGGCGUCCUCGAAAGCGUCUUUCUCCCGAUGCUCUGGCUGGUAUCCGGGCUCUCAACGCCCAGUUUCCCGAUGUCUACACCACCGAAGCCCUGUCGAACAAAUUCGAAGUAUCACCCGAGGCUAUCCGUCGUAUUCUGAGGAGCAAGUGGCAGGCUAAUCCUGAGGAGGAGGAGAAGCGGAAUGCGCGAUGGCUGCGCCGUGGAAAGGAUGUCUGGGAGCAGAAGGCUGCGCUGGGUAUUAAGCCGCCGCAGAAGUGGCGACGUGAGGGUAUCACACGAGAUCCUAGCUACCAUGAUUGGAAGAAAGAGGCGGUUGAGCGAAACCGUGUGAGAGAGGAGCGGGACGACAUGGAGAUUAGGGGUGAUUAUACCCCUCGUCCACGUACUUAUACUGCUCGGUCUCGCAUUCCUCGAACUGGCGAGUAUACUCCACGGUCAGUUUCUCGAACUGGACGAGGAAGAUCUUAAAAAAUGGCGAAUGCACGAUGUCAUGAUGAGGGCUUUGCAUAUAGACCGGCGCUGGUGCAUUGUACUAUAGUUGUAAACUUACUCUACUAUUGAAAUGAAUUAUGCAUGUUGGAAGUGCAUAUCAUGACGCAGCCUUGCAGGGUAUUGGGUAGAAGAAAUUCAGGUGCAUAAACAAUCAGUAUAAAUCUGAUCAUAUAAACAACGUAUCAG